This is a messenger RNA of Penicillium digitatum Pd1, 2769 nucleotides long. RefSeq names its product putative SH3 domain protein (Cyk3). Gene Ontology annotation, biological process: mitotic division septum assembly. The record is from RefSeq and is a predicted model, not a curated record. Gene Ontology annotation, molecular function: protein binding. Gene Ontology annotation, cellular component: cytoplasm; mitotic actomyosin contractile ring. NCBI's taxonomy places the organism in Eukaryota, Fungi, Ascomycota, Eurotiomycetes, Eurotiales, Aspergillaceae.
AUGGAAGAUGUUAUGACUUCACUGGAAGACAUGGGUCUCCCUCGUGAAGCUCAGUCACCUUCCCCGUCCCCGAUGUUCAACGACCACUGGCCCCCUGAAGAAUUUGAAAACUCGCACAAAAGAACCUCUCAAGGUAACAGACGCCGACAUUUGACGUCACCAGGCUUUGAUGGAGACAAUGACCAACCAGAGGGCGGACAAGUUCACCGCAACAGCGUUUAUAGCCAUGACCAUAUGGAUGGCCCGCCUCAACUGAACAAUUAUGUUCAAAGAAUGGAGAGCCGCCUACGCCAGUUGGAAGAUCAGAAUCGACCUACAGAGGAUCGCAGAGCCGGUCAGGACGACGACAAUGGAACUCCUCCCCCUCCCCCAAAGCAUGCCACUUACCACCCGCGAAAUAAUUCUAUACCAGGACAAUAUGUUCCACUCAAGGCUCGGCGUUCCGGCAAUGAUCUCCGGGGUGACAUUCUCAACCGUUCAUUCACCAACAAGUCCAGUGCCACCAAUUCAUCCAGUGGGGUACAAAGCAAUGGCACAUCCAUGACCACGAGCACAGACAAAACCAAUCGAAGUGUUAUGAGCGGUUUCUCUGCGGGAGGAUUCAGUGCGACAAGUGCGGGAAGCUUUGCCAGGCGAGGCGGGCAUGAUAGACCGAACACCUCUAUGGAUACUGUCCGCUCUCGAGGAUUCAGUGACGUACGCCCGGAGACGCCUUUCACCGGUGUUUCAUAUCACUCUAGUCAUAACUCGUCGCGCCAGGGCGCAUCAUCGGCCAUUCCGUGGUCUUCUACUGGCCUUGAUGCGACAGAUCACAGCGGAGUUUUCGGUGGUCUCUCCACGCCAAAGAGCAAAAAGCAAGGGUUUUUCAAAAAGAUAUUUGAAACAGCUAAGACUGGUGCAGCCAGCGCAAGAAGUAGCAUUUCGGUCGGUCAUGGCGAUAGAACAAGUUCCCCAGCCAAGAGCAACAGAGGGAUAGAAGUUGUCUCACCGGCUCCCGCGCCUCACUUGAAUCGUGAUAACAGUCGUGAUGUGGGACUCGGAAAUGGCACCAUUGACUGGGUUCAGGUGCGCCGAGAUGUCAACCGAGCGUCGUCUCCUAGUCGAAACGAGAGGAUCGAUAGGGCAGAAAAAAGUCAGAUGAUGGACCACCCUGUUAUCUACUCCGUGGAAGAGCUGUACGAUACCGCGGAGGGCGAUGAAAGCAUCGAUGGACAACCGAUAACCGAGCCAACGAAUUUCCACGCGGCCAAUCUUAACCUUGUUGACAAGAGCGCACGCUUCAUCAGCAGUCUACCUCCAAUGACAAAUCCCACGACCCUCGCCCAAGCUUACGUUUGUCGACCCUACAAGAGUGACGUUCAGCGUCUUCGGGCCAUCUUUACCUGGGUCAGCGAGAAAAUCUCGUGGGAGGAGCCUGUUGAAGGCCUCGAAGUUGAUAUGAAGAGACUUCUACAUGCUAAACGAGGUACUCCAAAGGAAAUCGCAAUGUUGGUGCACGAGAUGUGCGCAGCCGUUGGCCUGCAUACAGAAAUCAUCCGAGGAUUCCUUAAGAGCCCCGGCGAUGCCCUUGAUCUGGAAAGCCACUCCCGUCCCAAGCAUUGGUGGAACUCAGUUCUGGUAGACGGCGAAUGGCGCUUUAUAGAUUGCGCGCUUGCAAACCCCACGAACCCUCAACGCAGUAAAUUCGUUUCCAACAACUCUUCCAUAGCGGAGAGCUGGUACUUCCUUACGCGCCCGCUUGAUCUCUGCUACACUCAUGUCCCGCUCCAUCUGGAAGAACAACACAUCUGUCCGCCAAUUUCACCUGAAGUUCUGCUCGCCCUGCCCACCGUGUGCCCGCCAUUUUUCAAGCUUAAUAUUCAGAUGCCUGAUUAUGACACGAGUUUCCUGCGCAUCAACGGAUUGGAGGUCAUGCAAAUACGCAUGAUAGUCCCCGCAGACGUUGAAUGUGCCGCAGAAGUUGAAGCCCCAGGAUUCGCCCGCGACGUAGAUGGCGACGUCUUCGAAAGCGGAGAAAUUGUGCGGAAGCGCGCCUUGGUCCAGCCGGAUUGGAUCCGCGGCCAAAAACGCAUCACAGUAAAGGCUGUGCUGCCAGGCGACGAAGGCCAGGGUGUCCUGAAGAUUUAUGCAGGCAGGAAAGGUCUGAUGCACUCAAGUCGAGACAUCCCCCAUCCCCUAGCUCUAGCCCUACCAAUACUCCACACAGGCGAGAAUCCAUCUUACGACUUUGUGCAGCGCCAUCCUACACCUCACGCCCAGCGACACGACUUGUACAUCAUGCAGCCGCAAUGCUCUCGUCUUGCAGUCAACAAUACCUUUGUUUUCGCUGUCCGACAACACGUUGCUGCUCCCGGGUUCGCCAAGGAGGAGUCCUCCAAUGGCCGCAGCUCGCCCUCGUCUGUCUUCACUCGUCCGUCCAGUGCGCUGAGCAUGGUGUCUAGCGCGGCAGGCGGCUCGACUGUCUCGGGUGCGUCUAAUGAGUUUUCGGCAUCGACCUCGGUCAUCUCGUCGACUAGAUCAGCUUCUGGGCGGGACAAGGCUGCGAAACUAGCGAUCCAGUCCCCGUCCGGCAAGAUUCUUCGUCUCACCCGUAAAGCUGAACAUAUGAUCAGCAGUGAUACUGGCACUGACUCUGUUACCGAUGCAGUCGCUGAGGGCAGUGUUUGGGAGACUGUCAUUAAGAUCGGUGAGCGUGGUAUGUGGCGCGGUCUUGUGCUAGCUGAUCGAGCUGCGCGCUGGUGUGUAUUUUGUGAGUGGGAGUGUGUUUGA